Molecule: messenger RNA, 738 nt
Organism: Penicillium macrosclerotiorum
Lineage: Eukaryota; Fungi; Ascomycota; Eurotiomycetes; Eurotiales; Aspergillaceae
Exons: 1
Coding region: 1-738 (245 amino acids)
Source: RefSeq, a predicted model, not a curated record
AUGUUUCGUUUUCAAGGAGUCGAGUCCUGUGUCCGGAUCUGCGAGGAGUAUAAAGAGGCAGGGAUGAUUACUUUCGAUCAUGUUACUGAACGCGCCUUCCAACUUUAUUUUGACAAGCGCGAAUAUCGCACGACCUUGGGGAACUGGAAAACCUAUGACUAUGACUCGCAAACGAUCAACAUUAUGCCUGAAGGCUUUCAGCACGCUACCACUGCUUGGGAGUUCGGACAGCUUCUUACUCGAUGGGCCCCACAACACGAACGGAAUCUACUCAGAGCGUGCGGAACAGCAAAUUAUCCUUUGAAUACACGAACCAAGAAACCCGAUGGUGCCUGGCAACCCCGAGACGACCAGAAUAGGUGGCCAAGCCUGGUUGUUGAAGUCGCGAAGACAGAAUCCCAAUCAAGCCUCAUGGACGAUGUUCGGUUCUGGAUCUGUCAAUCCGAGCGAAACGUCCAGGUAGUUCUCUCAAUCAAAAUCAAGCCUGGCUCAAUCGAUUUCAAGAAAUGGAAAUACAACCCGAAGAACCCCGAGCAGCCGGCUUGUACACAAUAUAUGAAGAUUGUGAGAGACGCUUCUCUCACUUCGAGCAAAGUUGGAGCAGCGAACCCGAACCGUUUCUUCUUCUCCUAUAAAGAGCUCACCCGAAAGAGCGAGGAGCCUGGCCAGGAUUGCUCGGGUUUCACAAUUACCAAAGAGCAGGCAAUUCAACUGGCCGAAACUAUCUGGUCGGUAUAG